UCCCCCAUCUCCUUCUACCUCCCACCGCCACCUCCUCCCGUUUCGCGCCUUUUCUCGGUCCACCCGCGCGCGAGCUGGAGCUCCACGAUUCGCGCAUCUCGACCAUCUCGCCGUUGGCGGCAGUGUGUCAAGUGUGGCUUUAUUGUGUUUUGACUGUUUGACUAACGUAUUGGAGACGACCGGCGGUCCCCUGGGGUUUUCGGAGUGCCGGCUGGCGUGCGCGCUCCGUAACGUCGUCGCUAAAUAAUCGCGGUGCGACCGCGCACGGGGACCGUCGUGUUAUCUCGCUACCAGUCGUCGCGACCAGUCCCGCCGUCGGUUUCGCGCCGAAAGUGAUCGCGCAUCAAAUGAGAGGGAAACGCGGCAAGUGACAACGCUCCUGUUGCUCGUCGACCGCGGCGGCGAGGAUCCCCCCGGUCGGUUCGAUCCCCUCGACAAGGCGCGACACGUUUCAUGAGUUCCAUCAUAUCUCUCCUGUCCGCGCGGCAAGUUGGUGUUUACGGGAAAGUCGCGCGUGUCGUUUCGUCGGUUAGGACGUGCUUUAAAAGGGUGGACUACCGGCAUCCCCAGGACGAGGGCAUCCUAGGGGCAACGGCGUUAUUUUUCCCAGAAGCCAACGUCGCGCCUGACGUCGAUUCGACGAUAAAUUUCGAGAGAUCGCGCACUCUCGUCUGCAUUCCCGGACCUGGCUCGUCGAGGACGAGCUGCUGUCGCAUCUACGCAAAGUAAUAACGCCGACCAACUACGGUCAGGAUGGACGGAGGAGCUUCUCCUGGAGUACCCCUCGGCGAGGCAUCGAACGUGGACAUCGAGUCGCCGAUGUCCAACAUCGCCAACGAUCUGUCGAGAUCAUCACUGGACUCCGGUGGAUCGAAAAAACGUCACUUUUCACGUUCAAAAGGUACCUUCAGCACCCCUCGUCGCGUCAACGAUCCGAAAAGCGAAAGUUGUUCAAAUACGAAGGACAAGAUUCAUCAAGAUUCGGAAAAUGAAUUUUAUAUAAGAGCAUCGAGCGCACGUGGACGGCGAGAAUCAGCGCAUGAGAAACAUGCACAUGACAAGGAGAACAGUGGCGCUCCUGGCACCUGGUACAGCCGCACUCCGCAAAGAGUGCGCAGUAAGAAAGUACGGCAACCUUUGGAAAUCUACGAGGAGAACAGCCAGGAUAGCGGUCAUCCGUCGAGCCCUACCAGCGAGAUGGAGAAGAGGCGGCGAAAAUUCUUCGAGUACGCGAAGUCGCAUUCCUUAACUUUGGAUUAUCGAGUGUUGGACCCAUAUUCUCCAACGCACGGCCUGAGGCCCACGAGUUCGUCCCUCUUGCGUAGCCUGUCGUCGGGAUACGAGAGCAUGGAUGACGGGCUUGUGAGCGAGCUCAACGACAUGGAGACCACGGAUGAUGAGGAGACGCAGCAGCUACCGAGCGGCAUUUCAAAGCUACUGUCCGGCGAUAUAGUCACGCCCGAGGCGUCGACAGAUUACGACGUCUCCCCCGACUUCUCACGGAACAUGUCGUCCAAGGUCAAAAAGUGGUUGUCAGUACAGAGCGGCAUGUGCAAGCGGAACAUCAGGACGAUAUCGUCGCCGCUCGCGCGGUCGCCGUCGUUGACGAGGUCACCGGCGGUAGAAAGGACGCCUUCGCUGGCGAGGUCACCCUUGGAGAAAGUGCCGAUGUCGAAAAUCCGCACCUGCCUGUUUCGCUCACCAACGGCGACCUGCUCGAAGAGGACGAUGAUGAGGACGUACAGCUACGACGAGGCCUCGGCGCCCUACUACAGACUACAAAUGGAGUUCUCACCUUCCGUCAGGCCUUACAAACGGCCGUCGGAAGACCUGCUAGAGGACGAGACCUCGAAAAGAUCCCGCAAGUCCAGCGGCUUACGUCUGGACACGACACCCAUGUCGGCGAGACGCUCGAGUACCUUGACGCACUCGCAAAUUGCUCUGCAGAGAAGCCUGUCCGAGUCGAGGACAGGCGCAACCGAAACGCAUUCGAACCUCAAGUGGGCGAUCCACCGCAGUGUCACCGACAACGAUCUCAUCGGCGACUUCAGCAAGCCGUGUAUACUGCCGCUCACGAGCGGCAUGCACGCGGACCUGAAAACCAUCACGUCCAACACGCUGGCGGCGCUCCUACGUGGUGAAUUCGCCGAUCGCAUUGCCUCCUACACGAUUGUCGAUUGCCGAUACCCAUACGAGUACGAGGCUGGCCACAUCGAGGGCGCGGUGAAUAUCUACAACAUGGAUCUCGUUCAGCAGAUCAUGUUCAAUCCUCUGGCCGAGACCGUUCCCAGGAUCCAGCACGACACCGACAAGCGCAACAUCCUCGUGUUCCAUUGCGAGUUCUCGUGGGAGCGCGGGCCGAAUCUCUCGAGGGUUCUACGCAGACUGGACCGCGCGUGCAACAAGGAGCAUUACCCGGCACUGUACUAUCCGGAGACUUACCUCUUGCUAGGGGGCUAUGAGAAGUUUUACGGCGAGCAGAAGGAGUUCUGCACGCCGCAGGAUUACAAACCGAUGAAGCACCCUAAUCACGAGGAGGAGUGCCGAUUCUUUCGCAGCAAAUGCAAGAGCUGGCAAGCGGAGAAGACCAAAGGGAUUAGCCAGACAGUGCGAGCAAACCUCGAGCGUUUUGCAUUUUAAACGGACAUUCGCUUUUCUUUAUUUACAUUUAAUCUAAUUUAAGGCUAAAUUCUAUCCCCCGUCGUUACUAGUCGCGAAUCGUUAGACGUUGAACGUCCUCAGAGACGGGAUUAUCAAACGCGCGCCAUGCGCGUCGCUAAAGUGCAAACGGCGUAAAGAGACUACUUGUUCAUUAUUAUUAUUAUUUUUAUUAAUUUUUGGUUGCUCUUUGCGCUGCAACAAUGUGACUGACUCGAGGAUUUUUCUGCGAGUGUCUUACACUGUUUAAAAUGUAGAUGUAAAUGCCAUUCAACCAUGUUUAGAUUUUAAUCGAUCUUAAUACUUAAGCAUAGGAAUUUAGGAGUUUAGUACAGAUAUCCAAGAUCGAUUAGAAUUUAUAUCUAGAUUGUACUUUUGAAAGAUAAUGAGACAAUUUAGGCUAUAUGGUGAUAUAUCAUUGCGGCUGUUUCUACACACACACACACACACACACACACACACGCACACACACACAUCCCACCGAGAUCGAAAUUUGUACAUAAUAAAAAAAAAUUUACAUAUCGGGCAGGAUUAUACACUUCACGUUCAUUCUGUAAUUAAGGACAUUCUGUAAUCAAACAAUGCAAUUCAUCCGACGUGCUGAAAAAUGGCAGGGUAAUCAAAGGGGUAUAAUGUUACGAACAUACGUUGCAAAUUUCUUUUUUAAUGCUUACAACACCUCAGGCGGCAUCUCAUUGUAUUAUAUAGGACAUACGAUUGGGACUUCUCGACGACUUAAUCUCUUCUCUCUUUCUGUCGGUAUUGCUUUGCCAAUUUCUUCUAAAGCAAACGGUCGACUUUGGAAAAUUGCAUAAAGUGUUACCAAUUAUUCGUUGUUGCAAUUCGAUGAAAAUGUAUUAUUAAUAUACACACGGAAGAUUAAUCCUUAAGUACUUGUGCCGGAUCAGUGCGAUUUAGUCGACGUUUCUCUCAAUUGUACUUUUUUUAAAAAGAAAGAAUGGAAGAGCUAGUCUCAUGCGUGCUCCAAUGAGAGGACUCAAAUUUUAUAAAAAUUUAGCAUAAAAUCUGCUUUUUUUCUCUUGGAUUUUGCUUUUAGAAGUUAAGGAGAGAGAAUUUUUCUUUGCGUAAGGACUUGAGGAUUAAUCGAAAACAUCAAUUAACUACGUAAAAUUUGUCUAUCGAACCAAGUGAUGCAAAUACUAUAAAAUGUGCAAAUCUUUUUGUUGUUACAUUGUAAAAAUUAUUUUUACGUUACAUAGAUAAAUAUUUACGCCAUGCAAUGCAAA
Temnothorax curvispinosus is the source of this 3905-nucleotide messenger RNA. RefSeq names its product M-phase inducer phosphatase-like. Gene Ontology annotation, molecular function: protein tyrosine phosphatase activity. The record is from RefSeq and is a predicted model, not a curated record. The coding region runs from base 754 to 2640 and encodes 628 amino acids. The transcript has 5 exons. Lineage: Eukaryota; Metazoa; Arthropoda; Insecta; Hymenoptera; Formicidae. Gene Ontology annotation, biological process: positive regulation of G2/M transition of mitotic cell cycle; G2/M transition of mitotic cell cycle; protein dephosphorylation. Gene Ontology annotation, cellular component: cytoplasm; nucleus.